This is a messenger RNA of Balaenoptera ricei (Rice's whale), 1073 nucleotides long. RefSeq names its product stathmin domain containing 1 (gene STMND1). The record is from RefSeq and is a predicted model, not a curated record. Gene Ontology annotation, cellular component: neuron projection; cytoplasm. Gene Ontology annotation, molecular function: tubulin binding. The transcript has 6 exons. The coding region runs from base 1 to 840 and encodes 279 amino acids. NCBI's taxonomy places the organism in Eukaryota, Metazoa, Chordata, Mammalia, Artiodactyla, Balaenopteridae. Gene Ontology annotation, biological process: regulation of microtubule polymerization or depolymerization; microtubule depolymerization; neuron projection development.
AUGGGCUGCGGACCUUCCCAGGCCGCUGCUGAACAGAGACGUGUGCCCGCGCCUCAGAAGGGCUGGGAAGAGGGAUUCAAGGCUGAUGUCAGUGUGGCUCAUUGCGGGGAGAAUUUCAGAUUCCAGAUUGAAGCUGCGCUGCCCAAGGAUAAUGUGGGCAGCCCUGGAAGCCUGGACAAGCAGGCCCAGUUGGGAAGCUUACCUGGAACCAUUCCAGAAAGUUCCCCAUUUCCUAGUGAAAGAAAUGGAAGAAUAAAUUCAGACCUAGUGAUCAAUGGAUUAAUCCAUAAACCCCAACCCUUAGAGAAUCGAGAGCAACAAAAGUCAUCAGACAUCCUGGAGGAGUUAAUUGUUCAAGGAAUAAUACAAAGCCACAGCAAAGUAUUUAGAAAUGGAGAAUCAUAUGAUGUCACGGUAAGCACGACUGAGAAGCUGCUGAGAAAGCCACCAGCCAGGCUGAAAAAACUUAAAAUCAAAAAGGAAGUAAAAGAUUUCACGAUGAAGGACAUAGAAGAGAAGAUGCAGGCAGUGGAGGAGCGCAGGAAGACUAAAGAAGAAGAAAUAAGAAAAAUGCUGUGGAGUGACCGACCUCUGCCCCCAGCCCAUCGUUCAGAUCCAGCUGAAGCGGGUGGGAAGGAGGCUCCGUUUGCCAAAGGACUUAAAACUGUGAGUUGUGCCGCGUUUGAACCCUCUGACCUGUUGGAAGGAAAGCUGUUGAAAAGGAAGAACAGUAAAAGUGAUACAAGCUCAAAUGAUAGAAACUACAGGCUCCAAAUUUCUGGAGUUGCCUCUCACAACAAGGACAUAGACCUGUGGUUAUGCAGGAAAAUUGCCGGGUAAGGAAAGAUCAAUAUUCAGAUGUCAGAGAAAACAUCUGGAAUGAUGUUUUCAGACCCAGAAAGUUUCCAAGAGAAAGAGAAAGCCAAGCCAUUGUAAAGCACUAUGAUCCGCUGAAAAAACCACACGCUAGGAACAGAUAUGUCCCCAUUUUCAUGUCCCUUCUCCAUCCAGAACAGGGGGCUGUACACAGCCUUGCCAAACACUUCUGGUUCCUCCUUGACCGUGUUCUUUUA